AUGACUUUUAAAGGUGCAUACCGCCACCUACUCAUCGAAAAUACAUUUUGGUCUCGUGACACAGUCCUGUUUGAAGGCCUUCACAUCACUCUGACAGAGAUAAAACGCCAAAUCAUGAAGUGUGCGAGACUGAAGCUCUUGUUUUUACUGUCAGAAUACACUGAUGAUGAAGCACUCAUUCCCAACAACACGUCAGUCAUCAUCAGACGGUGAAUCCCUGCUGUUGGGCUGAAAUCCACAAACAAAAGAUUUGUCAAGUAA
Molecule: messenger RNA, 261 nt
Organism: Carassius gibelio (silver crucian carp)
Lineage: Eukaryota; Metazoa; Chordata; Actinopteri; Cypriniformes; Cyprinidae
Product: E3 ubiquitin-protein ligase RBBP6-like
Molecular function (GO): zinc ion binding
Source: RefSeq, a predicted model, not a curated record